GAAUAACAGGUCUGAAUCUGGUCCUCUGCCAUUGAGAUGGAAAGCUAUGGCGCUGAGGAGGAUUUGAGCUCCAGAAAAAAGGAUCAAGCUGGUUGACUCAUCCAGAGAAGAAGGAUGCCGGUGCAGCUGACAACAGCCCUGCGUGUGGUGGGCACCAGCCUGUUUGCCCUGGCAGUGCUGGGUGGCAUCCUGGCAGCUUAUGUGACAGGCUACCAGUUCAUCCACACAGAAAAGCACUACCUGUCCUUCGGGCUGUACGGUGCCAUCCUGGGCCUGCACCUGCUCAUCCAGAGCCUGUUUGCCUUCCUGGAGCACCGGCGCAUGCGGCGGGCAGGCCGGCCAUUGAAGCUGCCCUCACCGAUGCGGCGCUCGGUGGCACUCUGUAUUGCUGCAUACCAGGAGGACCCUGACUACUUGCGCAAGUGCCUGCGCUCAGCCCAGCGCAUCGCCUUCCGCGACCUCAAGGUGGUCAUGGUGGUGGACGGCAAUCGCCAGGAGGAUGCUUACAUGCUGGACAUCUUCCACGAGGUGCUCGGUGGCACCGAGCAAGCCGGCUUCUUUGUGUGGCGCAGCAACUUCCAUGAGGCGGGUGAGGGCGAGACGGAGGCAAGCCUGCAGGAGGGCAUGGACCGUGUGCGGGAUGUGGUGCGGGCCAGCACCUUCUCGUGCAUCAUGCAGAAGUGGGGAGGCAAGCGAGAGGUCAUGUACACGGCCUUCAAGGCCCUUGGUGAUUCGGUGGACUACAUCCAGGUGUGUGACUCUGACACUGUGCUGGAUCCAGCCUGCACUAUCGAGAUGCUUCGAGUCCUGGAGGAGGACCCCCAAGUAGGGGGUGUCGGGGGAGAUGUCCAAAUCCUCAACAAGUACGAUUCAUGGAUCUCCUUCCUGAGCAGCGUGAGGUACUGGAUGGCCUUCAACGUGGAGCGCGCCUGCCAGUCCUAUUUUGGCUGCGUGCAGUGUAUUAGUGGGCCCUUGGGCAUGUACCGCAAUAGCCUCCUUCAGCGAUUCUUGGAGGACUGGUACCAUCAGAAGUUCCUGGGCAGCAAGUGCAGCUUUGGGGACGACCGGCACCUCACCAACCGAGUCCUGAGUCUCGGCUACAGGACUAAGUAUACAGCACGCUCUAAAUGCCUCACAGAGACCCCCACCAAGUACCUUCGGUGGCUCAACCAGCAGACCCGCUGGAGCAAGUCUUACUUCCGGGAGUGGCUCUACAACUCUCUGUGGUUCCACAAGCACCACCUCUGGAUGACCUAUGAAUCAGUGGUCACAGGUUUCUUCCCUUUCUUCCUUAUUGCCACGGUCAUACAGCUUUUCUACCGGGGCCGCAUCUGGAACAUUCUCCUCUUCCUACUGACGGUGCAGCUGGUGGGCAUUAUCAAGGCUACCUAUGCCUGCUUCCUUCGGGGCAACGCAGAGAUGAUCUUCAUGUCCCUUUACUCCCUUCUCUAUAUGUCCAGCCUUCUGCCAGCCAAGAUCUUUGCCAUUGCUACCAUCAACAAGUCUGGCUGGGGCACCUCUGGCCGAAAAACCAUUGUGGUGAACUUCAUUGGCCUCAUCCCUGUGUCCAUCUGGGUGGCCGUCCUUCUUGGGGGGCUGGCCUACACAGCUUACUGCCAGGAUCUGUUCAGUGAGACAGAGCUAGCUUUCCUUGUCUCUGGGGCCAUCCUGUAUGGCUGCUACUGGGUGGCCCUCCUCAUGUUGUAUCUGGCCAUUAUUGCUCGGCGGUGCGGGAAGAAGCCAGAACAGUAUAGCUUACCUUUUGCUGAGGUGUGACCCAGCCCCCAAGCAGAGCGGGAAAAGUGCAAUGGGUAAGGGAGGGAAGGGGAAUGGAAAAGACAGGGUGGGAGGGAGGAGGGAGUGCUGUUUUAGUUUCUUAAUGGUCCAAAGGACAAAUCUGAAGUGCAAAGAACAGUGACUGUAGUACAACCUGGGACAGUUUAGAGAAGGCAAGUCCAGCUCUGGGGCAGAGGAGGUGUCUACGUUUUCCGGCUGCCUGACUGCUUGCCUGUGCACACACAGUGGCCUCUGGGAAGGAUUCUACUUCCUCCCACGGAAUCCAGAGGGAACUCAGAAGUGUGCUAAAACAAACAGUAAGUUCCAUUCAGUGGCAACUUCUGAUAGGUAAUUGAGCAACGACAGCCUGUGGGAAGGGGUUCCCUUAGUCCACCUGAACACAACCAGAGGCGGUGGGAAAAUUUCUGAGAUUUGGCCCAGCUAAGUAAUGUGUCCCCCUCCUCAAUCUAGUUAUCAAUGCAAUAAGAUUGUGCCUGAAAUACAACGCCCAGAAGCCUGGUCUCUGGGCAUCAGAAAACAGGGUCCAGGAAUGGUGCUUUAUUACGUGAUGUACCCCAUUCCACAUCUCAACAUCCCAAGGAUGAGCCAAACUUGCAGGAGGUUAGCACUGAACUGCUUUUAAGUGUGUAUUUGUGUGUGUAUAUAUAUAUGUCAAAAAGGAAAGUCUGCCAGGAGGAACAAACAUUGGUGGUGGUGCUAAAGGCCAUGGGCUAUACACUGAAGGCCUUGGGCUGAAUGCACUCUACCUGGAAAUUGCCUAGACACCUAGAUUAGCUUGUCUGUGAUCUCUCGGGGGGAGGUCAAAUGGUCAUCUACCAGGAAGAUUAAACCCCAGUAUGCUCAGAAAGGAAGUGAUGGCUUAGGUAUUUCAACCUGUAUACUUGAGAACUCCUCUCUCAAUCAGCUGUGUCUUGGACAGACUUCACCUCAAACUGAUAGUCACCUCUUCCACCCUCCCCCUCAUGGGUACGACUGAGGUGGCGACUGAGACCAAGCCGGGACUCUCAUAGGAUCCCCUGCAACAGGCAAGCCUGCCCGCAGCACAUGGGAUAAAAACUAUUAAAAGCCUCUGACCAAACUGGCUACAGUCCUGGAACUGCUCGGACAGAUUUCUUGGCAGCUGAGUAGCAUGUGACUUCUGGGCUACAGUUCUUGACAAUCACCUUUAAUGGAAAGCUUUCCAAUGUUCCCUAAGUGAACCCUCACAUCCAAGCUGGUCAUCGUUGAGACUGUCCAUUCUCUUCAAUGGCUUCUGCAGGGAAUUCUUACAGGCAAGUUGUGGAUAGUCACUACUGCAUUUACUUGUUUCUGCCCAAAAACUAGCCUAGGAGAUGGAAUUGUUUUCUAAAUCAUUAAGGUUCUUGCUUUCAAUCUCCUGAGGCUAUUUGAUUUCCCUCUUUUUCUUUGGGUGGGAUGAAAGGGAAGUGAGGGAAGGCCAUUUUCUACAGAUUUGCAAUCCGUACGUAGACUGUCCUGAGGUCUUAGGUUUGAAACCUGGGAUAGUGACUAAGCCUUUGACUUAGGGGUUGCUUGCUCAUGUGUGCUUGCUCUCUCCAAACAUCCAUCCUCCGAGGGGCUGGCUGACCCCUCAGAACCAGCACUAAGGUGGAGAAUCGUUGAGGGGGAAAGCCCCUAGUGUGCCCAGGUGCCUACAAAGGAACAAAGUGUGCUCUGAGCCACAGAUGGGCAAACCCUGGUGCUUUCCUUCAUCUCCCACGAACUCAAGGGUUUUCCAGGUGCAGCUAACAUUGCUACAUCGCACAGACCUCGCAUUUCUGUUAAGACUGCUGGUUGACGUGCGGCCCGAUCCAAGAAGCCUGGGAAGAGGCAGCGGGCAUUUGCUAAAGGCAGUGUUUCCAGGCUCUUCCAUGUCUCUGCUGGCCAAGAAGUAAACUAUUUUGAGCACUACAAUGGAGGAAAUCCGGUCAGCGAACUGCAAAGGUCAGACUUCACUAAGGGCUUGUUUUUCUUCAGCUUUUACUUGAACAUUAAUGUAGGAGGGACUCCCAGAUACAGAACUCUAGGCUGUCCUACCAUCAGUUCUGCGGUUAACAACUUUCCCCAGAUCAAAAGUAGGCAGGUACAAAUAGUGGGCUCACAACGUUUGACCUCUACUGGUUUUUCUAAGUUAUUUUGUACAUUUUUCAGCAGCGAAACCAAACUGGGUCUUCAGCUUUAUUCCCGUUUCUUGGAAGGGGAAGAGCCUUUAUACAAUUGGACAUGUUUUGGUUUUUCCUGAGAAUUUUAACCCUCUUUUGUAUUAUUUCUACAGUAAUUUGUAAGCAUAUUUAUUUUUACUUUUUUUUAAACCUUCUUGGGUCAGAUUUUUUAUACUGCACUUACAUGUCAAAAUAAAGAUUCUC
Messenger RNA from Camelus dromedarius (Arabian camel), 4160 nucleotides. RefSeq names its product hyaluronan synthase 3 (gene HAS3). Gene Ontology annotation, cellular component: plasma membrane. Gene Ontology annotation, molecular function: hyaluronan synthase activity. The transcript has 4 exons. Lineage: Eukaryota; Metazoa; Chordata; Mammalia; Artiodactyla; Camelidae. Gene Ontology annotation, biological process: hyaluronan biosynthetic process; extracellular matrix assembly. Bases 115 to 1776 code for a protein of 553 amino acids. The record is from RefSeq and is a predicted model, not a curated record.